CAGAAGGCGGCCGAGGAGCUCGGGCUGCCGACGAUAGCGCUCCGGACCGGCAGCGCAGCCUGCUUCAACUGCAUCCUUGCCUAUCCCAUGCUCCACCAAAACGGCUAUCUGCCCCCCGAAGAAUCGCAACUCGACAUGCCAGUGAAGGAGCUUCCCCCGCUGCGCGUGAGGGACCUCUUCCUCUCGAGCAGGGCCGACCAUGACAUGUUAUCCAAAUUUCUGGCCAAAGCAACCCAUGCAGCAAGGAGCUACUCCGCCCUUGUGCUCAACACAUUCGAGGCACUAGAAACAGACGAGCUUGAGAAGAUCCGCGACGAGAUAGGCAUCGCCAUGGUGCUCGCGACCGGCCCUCUCCACAGGCUCUCCUCCAAGACCGAGGGCACAGCAGGGAGAAGCAGCAAUGUGCUUCCGCACGAGGAUCACACCUGCAUCGAGUGGCUGGACACGCAGAUCACGGGGUCGGUAUUGUACGUCAGCGUUGGGAGCCUGGCGUGCAUGGACUCCGGUGAGCUCUCGGAGGUGGCGUGGGGGUUGGCCAACAGCGGCCAGCCGUUCCUAUGGGUCGUUCGGCAAGACCUCGUGCCGGGAUCGGACGGACCAUGUCUACCGAAAGGGUUCGACGAUAUGGUGAUGGGCAGGGGUAGGGUGACCCCGUGGGCCCCACAGCAGGAGGUGCUGGCCCACCGUGCGGUGGGCGGGUUUUGGACCCACAACGGGUGGAACUCGACGCUCGAGAGUGUAGCCGAGGGUUGCCCCAUGAUCUGUAGGCCUCAGUUCGCGGACCAGAUGAUGAACGCGAGAUACGUGGAUGCGGUGUGGGGCAUAGGCUUUGAGCUCGAAGGUGAGCUGGAGAGAAACAAAAUUGGGGAGGCCAUUCUGAAGCUUAUGAAGGGGAGCGAAGGGGAGGCGAUGAGAAAGAGAGCGGGAGAGCUUAAGAAGAAAGUAGCGUCCUGCUUUGAGAGUGGUGGGUCUUCUCUACUGGCCAUCAAUGAAUUGAUUGACCAUGUAUCAUCUUUAUAGUUUUUACACGUUUACUUUAAUUGUUGCAGCUGAAUAAAAACAAAAGUAAUUUCAUUUCUCA
Triticum urartu is the source of this 1081-nucleotide messenger RNA. RefSeq names its product DIMBOA UDP-glucosyltransferase BX8. The record is from RefSeq and is a predicted model, not a curated record. Gene Ontology annotation, molecular function: quercetin 7-O-glucosyltransferase activity; quercetin 3-O-glucosyltransferase activity. NCBI's taxonomy places the organism in Eukaryota, Viridiplantae, Streptophyta, Magnoliopsida, Poales, Poaceae.